Sorghum bicolor (sorghum) is the source of this 3403-nucleotide messenger RNA. RefSeq names its product pentatricopeptide repeat-containing protein At5g03800. Bases 61 to 2664 code for a protein of 867 amino acids. The record is from RefSeq and is a predicted model, not a curated record. The transcript has 2 exons. Gene Ontology annotation, molecular function: zinc ion binding; RNA binding; protein binding. Gene Ontology annotation, biological process: RNA modification. Lineage: Eukaryota; Viridiplantae; Streptophyta; Magnoliopsida; Poales; Poaceae.
UCAAUGGAGGGAGCUUCCUCCGGGUCACCCCUCAGCUCGGCGCACCUCGGCGUGAAAUGAAUGGCCAUCUCCACCUCAUCCGCCUCCUCCCCUGCUGCCCCGCUCCACCCCACCUCCCCGUCCCCUACCUUCCUCUGCUUCCCGCCCGCGCCGUCCGCUCCUCCGCCUCCCCAUGGGGCCCCUCCCCGCCUGCCCCUCCGCGCGGUGGCCGCUGCCGCCGCCGACCCCCGCGCCGCGCACGCGGCGGCGGUUAAGUCCGGCGCCCUUGGCGCCUCCCCGGACGCCCGCGCCUCCAACGCCGUCAUGUGCGCGUACCUCCGCGCGGGCCGCCUUGCCGACGCGCGGGACGUGUUCGACCGGAUGCCCGCGCGCGACGCCGCCUCCUACAGCGCGCUCAUCUCGGGCCACGCGCGCCUCGGCGGCGGCGGAGCCGCCGCCGCCGCCGCGGAGCUGCUCGGACGCAUGCGCCUCGCGGACGGGCUGCUCCCCACCGAGUACACCUUCGUGGGCCUCCUCACCGCGUGCGCCCGCAGGGGCAACCCGCGGCUCGGGACGCAGGUGCACGCGCUCGUCGCCAAGUCCGGCCACGCCUCGUCGCUCCUCGUGGCCAACGCGCUCCUCGGCAUGUACGUCAAGUGCGGCCGCUUCGGGGACGCGCUGAGGGCGUUCGACGGCAUGGACCGCCGCGACGUCUCGUCGUGGAAUGCCGUCCUGGCUGGGCUCGUCGAGCUGGGGCGGCACGAGGAGGCGUUCGAGCUGUUCGGCGAGAUGCGAGCGAGCGGGAACGUCCGCGCCGACAGGUUCACUCUGUCCGCGCUCCUCGCCGCGGCCGGCGAGGGGUUUGGCCAGCCCCAGGGCGAGGCGGUGCAUGCUCUGUCGCUCAAGUCGGGGCUGGAGACGGACCUGAGCGUGGGCAAUGCGCUCAUUGGGUUCUAUGCAGAGCAUGGCGCCUCUGUUGAUGAUGUUGUGAGCGUGUUCCAGAGGAUGCCGGUGAAGGACGUGAUUUCGUGGACCGGUUUGCUGAAUGGGUACAUGGAGUUUGGUCUCGUGGACAUGGCACUGGAUGUGUUUGAACGGAUGCCGCAGAGGAACUUCGUUACAUACAAUGCGGUUCUCACUGGGUUUUGUCAGAACAAGGAAGGUGUGCGGGUCACGUUUGCCAAGAAGGCAGGCUUCCGAGGGCUUGGUUUGUUUAGGCAAAUGGUGGAGGCUGGUUUGGAGAUCUCAGAUGUCACGGUGACAGGCGUUCUGAAUGCUUGUGCUAUUGCUGCGGAUAGGAAGGCGAGCGAGCAGGUUCAUGCUUUUGUGAUCAAGUGUGGAUGCGUGUCUAGUCCGUGGAUUGAUGCUGCGUUGAUUGAUAUGUGCAUCAAAUGUGGCCGAUCUGGAGAUGCGCAUCUGUUAUUUGAGCAAUGGCAGCAUGACGAGAGCUUUCACAUUGCCUGGAAUUCUCUACUGCUGGCUAGUGUCAGAGAUGGUGAGUAUGAGAAAGCACUUUCGACCUUCCUUCAGAUGUUUAGAAGCAGUGGUGUAGAAUUCAUCGAUGAGUUCAUGUUGACUGCUGUCCUUGGAGUAUGUGGCAGUCUAGGUUUUGCUGAACUUGGAAAGCAAAUGCAUUCCUUUACUGCGAAAUCUGGGCUUCUGUGUGCUCGUGGAGUUGGUAACGCGAUUAUCAGUAUGUACGGCAAGUGCGGGGAGUUGAAAGAUGCCGGCAGUUUUUUUGAGGGGAUGACUUGUCGAGAUUUGGUGUCAUGGAAUGCAAUGAUCACUGCCCAUCUUCUUCAUCAUCAGGGGGAUGAGAUAUUGAAGAUAUGGUCUGAGAUGGAGAGAUUAAUGGUCAGGCCUGAUUCCAUUACGUUUCUUCUGGUCAUAUCUGCUUGCAGUCACACAAGCUCAGACUCCACACAGAAAUGCAGGGAUCUCUUUCUAACUAUGCCAAGCACAUAUGGCAUUGAACCAGCCAUGGAGCACUAUGCAGCCUUUGUUUAUGUCCUUGGCUGCUGGGGCCAUUUUGAUGACGCAGAGCAGCUUAUAGGUGGUAUGCCAUUAAAGCCUGGUGCAUUAGUUUGGCGGUCUUUGCUAGACAGCUGCAGCAAACACUCCAACAUGGCUGUGCGGAGACGAGCCAUGAAGCAUCUGCUGGCAUUGGAGCCACAAGACCCAUCCACGUACGUGCUGACUUCAAACCUGCUAUCCGAAUCAGCAAGGUGGCACUCCUCUGAGAACAGAAGGCUGGAGAUGCGUGAAAAGGGCAUGCGCAAGAUCCCUGCCAGGAGCUGGACGUUUCACGGCAACAUGGUCCACUCAUUUUUCGCACGGGAUAGAACACACCCACAGUCCAGGGACAUAUACGCCGGCCUGGAUGUGCUGAUCCUUGAGUGCAUAAAGGCUGGGUACGAACCGGACACCACCUUCGUCCUGCACGACGUCGAGGAGUACCAGAAGAGGCACUUUCUGAUGUACCACAGCGUGAAGUUAGCGUCAAUGUAUGGCCUUCUGAUGGCAGGCCCUGGACAGACCGUCCGCGUGGUCAAGAACAUCCGCAUGUGCGGGGAUUGCCACUCUUUCUUGGAGCAUGCCUCUGCUGCCACCGGUAAAGUUAUCUCAGUCAGGGACUCGUCUGGGUUCCACAUUUUCAGGGAAGGGAAAUGUUCCUGUAGACAGUAGAGACUGCCAGAAUGGUGCCAGUUUUGACAUGUUUGCAGUUUAGGAACUAUAUAGGAGUUACCCUUGUAUUUAGGUCUUGUACAUCACUAUGAUAUUCUUCAGGUGCCUAAUGCAUUCACGCGUAAAUAUUUCUCAGAGUACAAAGUUCAACACCCUGGUUGUUUUAAUUUCAGUUAUCUUACUUGUGCUGUUUUGCUUUUAUUACAUUAUCAAAUCGCUUUGCAAGGUUCCUGUUUGCACUUCCUCGGGGGCUUAUCUUACCAAGGCCAUGGGGAAGUGGCAAUGGGGCAGGCAUUUCCGAAGCCCUUCAGGUCCGCUGGUCCGGGCCGUUGGAUGAAGGGCAGCAGGCAGAGAGAUAACCAAAGUGAAGACAAUUCUGAGGCUAGUCAGAACUGUCAGGGAUUCUUAGCUCAGCAGGCAUCUGCUGCUGCAGUGGUCAUGGCUCAUGGGAGUUAGAGGUGGACUCAAUGAUCUGCUGUGUGGUUUGAACAAACCUUUGUCGCGGAUUGUGGGAGCUGGUACGUACGUUGGCAGCAGGUCUUAUGGCCACUUCUUGAGUCGUAUGUACAGGUUACACACGUACAUUGUUGUCCCGGAGCACCCAAUUUUUGUGUUGACUGUUGAUCGUUGUCUUUUCGUUUGUCAUGCGGAGUUAUGGACGAAUUGCUGGAAUGAUAUUUUUGUCUAGCAUUAUAGCUAGUGGCUGUCCUGUUCAUAGUGUCAGUUAUGGACACUCUAA